Molecule: messenger RNA, 1113 nt
Organism: Funneliformis caledonium
Lineage: Eukaryota; Fungi; Glomeromycota; Glomeromycetes; Glomerales; Glomeraceae
Source: the annotation of a GenBank genome assembly
AUGAAUGACGCUGUUGGAUUUGCAAUUGCUAUUGAGGAUCGAUAUAAAGGAAUAAGAGCACCACAUAAGAUAAAAGCAGCAGUAUCGGGCUGUCUUAGGGAGUGCGCUGAGGCCCAAGGAAAAGAUUUUGGUCUUAUCGCGACAGAAAAUGGUUAUAACCUUUAUGUCUGUGGAAAUGGUGGUGCCAAACCAAAACAUGCCGUAUUAUUGGCGAGGGAUGUCUCGGAAGAAACCGCAAUUAAGUAUAUAGAUCGAUUUUUGAUGUAUUAUAUUCACACGGCAGAUAGAUUGACGCGUACGGCCAGAUGGUUAGAAAAAAUGGAUGGUGGAAUUGAAUACCUUAAAAAAAUUGUCAUUGAUGAUUAUCUCGGCAUAUGUGCUGAAUUAGAAGAAGAUAUGGCUCGUUUGAUUUACACUUAUGAAUGUGAGUGGACUAGGGUGGUUAACGACCCAAAAAGACGUGAGGACUUUGUUCAAUUUGUAAAUACAGAUGAAACGAUCGAUGGAAUUGAAUACAUAACAGAACGUGGUCAGCAACGACCUGCAGAUUGGCCCAAAAAAUUCGACGAUGAUCUUGUGGUUCCCGACAACAAAUCACUUACUGAUAAGUCUUGGGUUAAAAUCGCUCUUACAAGCUCCUUCCCAAUAGAAGCAGGUCAAGUCAUAAAAUAUGGAGACACUCAGAUCGCAAUAUUUAAUACACAUGGGCGUACAAGGUGGUACGCAACGCAAAAUAUGUGUCCACACAAGCGCGCAUUCGUAUUAUCUCAAGGGUUGGUGGGUGACGAUGAAAAUGGAAUCUUAAAAGUGAGCUGCCCAAUGCACAAGAAAAACUUUUCGUUGGAUACAGGCGAAUGUAUAUCCGGCGAUGUAGAACUUAAGCUUAUGACUUUUGAAGUCAAGAUCCUUGAUGAUUUCGUUUGGUUAAAUCUUCCACCAGUUCAAGAACUUGAUAGAAUACUUGGAACAAGUAAAUGGAAGGUUACCAAGAAUGGUACUCAUGAAAAGAGCAGAUUCUUGCAACGAUCAGCUAAAGCCAGAAUAGAAAUUUUGGGUAAAAUAAAUGAUGGAUGUGCUGACGUUGGAUGUGGUGAUAAGAAAUUAGAUUGGUAA